This is a messenger RNA of Danaus chrysippus (African queen), 837 nucleotides long. NCBI's taxonomy places the organism in Eukaryota, Metazoa, Arthropoda, Insecta, Lepidoptera, Nymphalidae. The record is from the annotation of a GenBank genome assembly.
CUGGCUCCAACGAAAACAUACCACAGUGAUCGUGUAUACAGCCAAAAUUUCAAACAAAAACUAUCCAAGUUACAACGUUUCAGAACGGAGAGCGCGCCGAGGAAAACAAAAGCGCGGGAACGGCCCCCAUUGGCGGAGGAGGUAGGCGUUCUCACCGAUAAUAUGGCGGAAAUAUUGCGAGGAGGUAUUCAAGGCGCAGGGAGACGGCUCCCUCCGAGCUUAUUUCUCUCUAAGGUGCCAGUUUCAAGCUGUCCUACAUGUACAGUUCCCGUGCAGCUUGUUCACAAGCUGUGCCCUCAUCGCAAUGUAGUCCAGCGGUACCAGGUGGAACAGAAGGACAGCUUGGACGAUCACCUGGAUGUACUCACGAGGAAACUCGCCGAGAAGGAGGGCCGGCUCCGAUUAUCAAAAUCUAAAAUCCGAGAAACACAGAACGAGAUUGAGAAUCUUCACGCCAUAGAUCAGGACGUGCGAGUGAGGUACAGAGAGAUUAUGGAGUCACUACGAGCAGAUCUGCUGGCCAACGAGAAGGAGUGCAAGAAACUACAGGAACAGAUAGAAUGGGUGUCCAGGAAGCGUGCAGAAUUACGGGAUGAAGUGCGUCUUGGACAGAAGUUAUAUGGGGAAGCCGCUGCCGAAUUAGCCAGUAAUCUAGCUGAGAUUCAAAAAGGGCGCUCCGUUGAUGUCAAAGUUACUGACAAGCCCUUGGAGCCUUCCUCGACGUCCCUCCGCCGUCGGAAGGAGCCCACACUACCCAGGGCUUCGCCCGUCAGUUCUCUGACCAUCAAAACAUCACCUCGCCUCUCCCACGAGUCAAUCGCUAUGAGACACAAUUAA